Messenger RNA from Cherax quadricarinatus, 1802 nucleotides. Its product is annotated as protein unzipped. NCBI's taxonomy places the organism in Eukaryota, Metazoa, Arthropoda, Malacostraca, Decapoda, Parastacidae. The record is from RefSeq and is a predicted model, not a curated record.
GUGCGGGUCUACAACAUUCAGUAGUACCCAGCCAAGCACGUGUGUAGCACGUAUGGUACAUCACUCAGUACCUGUCUUAUAUUAAUACUUUCCACAGCCUUAACGUGCAUACUGGAAAUGUUGUGAGAACACAAGUGCGGGUGAAGGUACAGGUGUUCUGCUGUGGUGACAUACACAGGUGUUUGCUGAAGACAGGGAUACUAGAACUGAUCGACUUAUUGGUCGGGAUAGGGACGAAUUUUUUAUUUUAUAAGAAGUUUUGUAGAGUGAAAAGAUGAAAACGGAUUUGACAGUAAGGUUGAUGAUUGCGUCAGUGGUGGUGUGCGGCACAUGUCAGGCAGCUGUGGAUAUGGUGCGGCUGUGGCGUGCUGGGGGAAGUACAUCCGUCACCUCCUCCACCCUGGCCUGGAUCUCUGACACAGACAAGCUACCUGAGCACGCUGUUCCCAUCAGCCUGAGCAGCAGCACGGGGCCCUACUGGUGCCGGGGCAGACACCGGGGCACAUACGUCCCUGGCUCAUUCGGAAAAGAUAAUAUCUGUGUCAUCCCCUUCUUGAAGGGAAUACACCAUCUGGAUAAGUUUGAUAUCCUGGUGUCACUCAAUGGAUCCGCGCGGUUGCACCUGCAACCCUGGGAUGGUUUCAUGGCGAAGCCUGAUAACGCUGUCUUGUCCCCGAACAUGAUGUUGGCGGUAGCCCCGUUGGACUCAAGUCCAGAGGCUGCCUUGAUGGCGGGCCACGUGGGACUGGGAAUGAAGGACCGUCGCGCCAUCCUCAUUGAUGACGAUACUAUAAGACGCGUGGAAAAAGCGAAUAUUGUAGUGGAGGAAGAACCUGUCAGUUACUCUCUAGGAAAUAUCGUCUUGGAUGACUCCAAGGAUACGAUGACAGAACACAAGGUUUUGCUGAAGACAGUCACGAUGGAGAAUCCUGGAGAGGAAGACGAGGAGGUAUCGAAGCUGGUUACGUACGAGGCUCGUGAGAAACAGUAUUGGGGGCGCGUCAAGGGCACCGUCACAGCCCUCAGGGCCAUCAUCACCAACCCUAAGGAGGCGCCCGUGGCCAUGCCCUCCCCCGAGAAGCCUCUGACCCUCAUGUGGGGCAUCAACAACAACCUGGCGAGAGCUGAUACCAUCACUCUGGUGCACACUUUGCCUGCCGGUGUGGGCGUCGAGGUGGAACUGGAGGGUAGAGUGAGGCAUUACGAAGCACCUUACACUGCCACUCUAACGGCACACUACGCAGACAGCACCCAGCAGGCUCGUAACAUCGUUUCACUACACACCCACGAGGCGCUGGUAGCCGUAGCUGCCAUGUACAAACGAUACUAUUACAUCGAGAAUGGCACUGACAUCGAAAUGCCCGAAGUUGCUGACAUUCUCUACGAGCUCACCACUACCACCACCACUACUACUACUACUACUACCACAACUACUACCACUACCACAACUACAACAACGCCUCCUACGACGACAACCACAGAACCACCCACCACCACGGAAGAACCUUUCUCCGAACCCUCCACGGAGCUACAAACCGAGCCCGUGGUGGACGUUUCGUGGCACCCGGAAUCUGAGUCACUGUCCAAGGGAACGGACACGGUGUUUCAGCGGACUGUAGCAGCCCCUACGGAGGACGAGAACAGCCAGGCAGUGACCACCAGACCAGCGGACCGCAUCCUCUCAGCUCUCGCCUCCAUCUUUACUACUAUCAUCCUCCGUUACUACUCCACCUUCCCUGUAGUGUGACACUUCUCCACCUUAUCACCCACUCCACUUCUUCACCCAUCCAUGAAGUAACCCA